Molecule: messenger RNA, 846 nt
Organism: Cynara cardunculus var. scolymus (artichoke)
Lineage: Eukaryota; Viridiplantae; Streptophyta; Magnoliopsida; Asterales; Asteraceae
Product: zinc finger protein CONSTANS-LIKE 3-like
Exons: 3
Coding region: 1-744 (247 amino acids)
Biological process (GO): regulation of flower development
Cellular component (GO): nucleus
Molecular function (GO): protein binding
Source: RefSeq, a predicted model, not a curated record
AUGUACGGACAUAGUCACAACAAUGACACGUUUUCCUUCUCGCCGGAGUUUCUUGCCGUCCAGGGGUCGGCUGCACCACUGCCUCCUCUACAUGCUGCCGCCGAUUACUUCAUGCCACCACCCCCUCUGGCCAUUCCUACGUAUGAGUUCGACACAGUGUAUGCAACAAGUAGUGGAGGAUAUGACUCCCCGAGUUACACGGGGAGCCCGAGUAUGGUGAUUCAAAGGAGCGGUAGCAGUCAUUCGAUUGCUACUCAGUUUCAUAAUAACGGGUUGUUUAAUCAACUCGUUUCGCCCCCAAAUGAAUUUGUGGACUCAGAAGGGAGCAGUUCCACCACCAUGAGGAGGGUUUUCAGUGCCGAAGAUUUGCAGGGAGUAAAUAUGGUGCAAAAUCACUAUCAUCGAUCAGAAAGUCCACUAUCGAGUGAGAGCAACAGUAUCAUUGAAAGCAUGAACAAAGCUUGUCGUUACUCACCUGAUGAGAAGAAAGAAAGAAUCGAGAGGUACCGAAGCAAGAAAACCCAACGCAAUUUCACCAAGAAAAUCAAGUAUGUAUGUCGGAAAACUUUGGCAGAUAGUAGACCUCGUAUACGAGGAAGAUUUGCUAGGAAUGAUGAAAUCGAGAAAGCAACAGAACAUCAAACCACGAGCCAAGGCGGCGGAGAAGAAGGGAUCGACGAGGAAGAGGAUGAUAAUUGGAUGAACAAUUUUCUUGAUUCAUUUCCACCGAAUCUAAUUCCUUAAAAUCCCCAUACCCUUGUUUCUAAAUCUUAGUUUCUCCCUAAGAGGUUUGGAAACCCUAGUAAUUAAGUGUCUUUUAUGAAAUAGGAGCUCCUAAUCAUUCUA